Entelurus aequoreus (snake pipefish) is the source of this 5739-nucleotide messenger RNA. It is a transcript of the gene rps6ka2, whose product is annotated as ribosomal protein S6 kinase, polypeptide 2. Lineage: Eukaryota; Metazoa; Chordata; Actinopteri; Syngnathiformes; Syngnathidae. Gene Ontology annotation, molecular function: ATP binding; ribosomal protein S6 kinase activity; magnesium ion binding. The record is from RefSeq and is a predicted model, not a curated record. The transcript has 22 exons. The coding region runs from base 290 to 2530 and encodes 746 amino acids. Gene Ontology annotation, biological process: intracellular signal transduction; protein phosphorylation.
CUUCCUGCAGCACACACACACACACACACACACCCACACACUCACACGCACACGCACACGCACACACACGCGAGACAAUACUGGGAUUUGCAGCUCUGCGGAGAGGAAACGAGCCGAGGAGUUAAACGAUGGCCAAAUUAAAGCAUCACGCCGAGCGCGUCCACGCGGGACGCGCGGAGGAGCCGCAGUGCAAUUAGAGAGGCGAACACGUUAUCCGCUCGUCCGCGCGCGUUUACUUCCACGAGAUGUCCUUCACGAACGGGAUAGAUGCGCAGGACUGAUCGUUGCCAUGGAUACCAGCACGCGAAAAUUCACAGUGCGGAGAUGGUUCUCCAUAUACCUGAAGAACAAGGCCGCCAGGAACAAGAACACGACGGGAUUCUGCCAGCUUGAGGAUGAAAGCAUACUGAAGGAGAUUGACAUCAGCAACCACGUCAAGGCGGGUUUUGAGAAAGCAGACCCCUCUCAGUUCCAGCUGCUUAAGGUGCUCGGACAGGGAUCCUACGGAAAGGUGUUUCUGGUGAGAAAGAUCAGAGGAGUGGACAGAGGACAACUGUAUGCAAUGAAAGUCCUGAAGAAAGCAACCCUCAAAGUCACGGAUCGUGUGCGAUCCAAGAUGGAGAGAGACAUUUUGGCAGAGGUCAACCACCCUUUCAUAGUCAAACUACACUAUGCCUUCCAGACAGAAGGGAAGCUCUAUCUAAUCCUAGACUUCCUCCGAGGGGGAGACCUCUUCACUCGUCUGUCAAAAGAGGUAAUGUUCACAGAAGAAGACGUCAAAUUUUAUCUUGCAGAGUUGGCACUGGCUUUGGACCAUUUGCACAGUUUGGGAAUCAUCUACAGGGACCUCAAACCUGAAAACAUUCUUUUAGAUGAAGAAGGACAUAUUAAGAUCACUGACUUUGGUUUGAGUAAAGAAGCCAUUGACCACGAUAAGAGAGCAUAUUCAUUCUGUGGAACGAUAGAGUACAUGGCUCCAGAGGUGGUCAACAGGAGGGGUCAUACGCAAAGUGCAGACUGGUGGUCUUUCGGAGUGCUGAUGUUUGAGAUGCUGACGGGAUCCUUACCGUUUCAAGGAAAAGAUCGCAAGGAAACAAUGGCUCUUAUUCUAAAGGCCAAAUUGGGAAUGCCACAAUUCCUCAGUCCAGAGGUGCAGAGUCUAUUAAGAGCACUCUUCAAGAGGAACCCUGCUAACCGUCUCGGUGCAGGACCAGAUGGAGUAGAAGAAAUAAAAAGUCACUGCUUCUUUGCAUCGAUCAACUGGAAGAAGCUGUAUAGGAAGGAAAGUAGGCCCCCAUUCAAACCAACAGUUGGAAGACCUGAGGAUACUUUUCACUUUGACCCGGAGUUCACCUCUAGAACACCCACAGACUCUCCUGGCCUCCCACCGAGUGCAAACACACACCAGUUGUUCCGUGGUUUCAGUUUUGUCGCCACAAAUCAAAAUCAGGAGCAUAGCAAGACCGUCCUGCCUUCUCGCCAGGAGGGGAACACCAUAAUCCCCAUAGCGCAGCAUCUCCGUGGCGAUGUGGCCUUCAGUGACGUUUACGACCUAAAGGAGGAAGUUGGACGGCCGGCCAACUCAGUCUACAGGAGAUGUCUUCACAGAGUGACUGCAGUGGAAUGUUCAGUGAAGAUCAUUGACAAAGCAAGGAAAGAUCCAGCUGAAGAAAUUGAGAUCCUGUUAAGAUAUGGGCAGCAUCCUAAUAUCAUCACAAUAAAGGACGUGUUUGACGACGGCCAUUGUGUGUACCUGGUCCAGGAUUUAUUGAGAGGAGGCGAGCUGCUGGACCGAGUAUUGACAGCAACAAAUUUCAUAGAGAAAGAUGCAUCAGACAUCAUUUGCACACUCGCCAAGACUGUGGAAUAUUUACACUCCCAGGGGGUUGUGCAUCGGGACCUGAAACCAAGCAACAUUCGCUACUCUGAUGACAGAGGACUCUCAGAAUGCCUCAGGAUAUAUGAUUUUGGUUUUGCCAAACAGCUGAGGGCGGAAAAUGGCCUACUGAUGACUCCAUGUUACACAGCAACAUUCAUGGCACCAGAGGUUUUAAAGAAGCAAGGUUAUGAUGCUGCAUGUGACAUCUGGAGCCUGGGGAUCCUGCUUUACACCAUGAUAGCUGGUUUCAGUCCAUUUGCCAGCAGUGCUGAUGACUCAGCAGAGGAAAUCUUGGCUCAAAUUGGCUGCGGGAAAUUCAUCAUCAGUGGCGGUAACUGGGAUCUGGUGUCAGACGCUGCCAAGGACAUAGUGACUAAGAUGCUCCAUGUGGACCCUCACCAGCGUCUGACUGCUCCACAGAUCCUUCGCCAUUCCUGGAUUGUAGAGAGAGACCAGCUCUCUGACAAAGUCCUCGCCAGACAAGAUCUGCUCACUGUCAAGGGUUCGCUGGCCGCCACCUAUUCUGCUUUAAGGCGCUGUGCUCCAGCACCAGUCCUGGAGCCUGUGCAGUCCUCAGUACUCGCCCAGCGUCGAGAAAUGAAGAAAGUUGGUGGUGUUGUCAUCGAAUCAGACCUAAAAGAAAAGGGGUAGAUAAAGGAAACUAACAAUGUUUAUAAUUGCAAUUAUUUUUCACACUUGCCUCUGGAAUUAGGGAUCCUGGUUCCUAUAUAUAAUUUCAGUGACCUUUGUCAGAUCUACUGGUUCACUCACAGGACUCUUUGUUAGGGACACUGUACCAUCUGACAUUGGAGUGACACUGUCUAAAAAUGUCUUCAUUGAACAAUAAUAACGCAAUUAUUCAAGGGUGGUGUGCACAUUGAAUUGCAAUACAUCACAACUAGAACUGUCUUAGCUACAGGGGACAAGAGGGGACAAUAUUAGAUACGUGAUGCAGGAUCUCAUAAAUAAUAAAGUAUCCGGUGAGUGUUGCAACUACUUCAAAAAUACUAAAGUCAUGGUUGAAUUGGAAUUUUUUUUAUAAAAAUGCACAUGUUCGAGGUACCUUUGGUAGCCUCUGUUAGAAUUUACAGUUGUGUGACGAUGUGACCAUUGUUUGGUCAUAUAUGGCUCAUUAAUACACAAUACAGUAUGUUCUUCAUCACAAGGUAUUCAUCUGGUAGCUGAAAUAAGUUAAAAAAUAUAUAUAGUCAACUUCCAUUUUAUUUACACACUAUUUAUUAUUUGCAACCUACUCAGUGGCCUAGUGGUUAGAGUGUCCGCCCUGAGAUCGGUAGGUUGUGAGUUCAAACCCCGGCCGAGUCAUACCAAAGACUAUAAAAAUGAUACCCAUUACCUCCCCGCUUGGCCCUCAGCAUCAAGGGUUGGAAUUGGGGGUUAAAUCACCAAAAAUGAUUCCCGGGCGGGGCACCGCUGCUGCCCACUGCUCCCCUCACCUCCCAGGGGGUGAUCAAGGGGAUGGGUCAAAUGCAGAGGACAAAUUUCACCACACCUAGUGUGUGUGUGACAAUCAUUGGUACUUUAACUUUAACUUAAAGUAUAUGGACCCUACCCUCCUUUCCACCGAAUCAGUGCCAUUUGCUUGCACACUAAAAAAUUAUCACAAUUUCAGAGCAUUUAACAGUAUUACUUCACAGUCAAUCAAAAUGUACUGUAACCUUACGACAAAUGACUGUAAAAAGUAAGUAAUGCAAUUAUGAGUGAGUCAUUUACUGUGAAUUUACAAAAACAUGUUUUACAGUGUACAACACUGAAAUUUAACAACUAAGUCUGAUAAACAUAUUGAACUCCUCAAAAUGUGUAUCGGCCCAUCUGAGGCAACUUUAUUUCAUUUUUGAACACGAUUCCUAAACUGAAGAUGGCUCAUUUGAGCGGUGUGUUUAUAGCAUGGAAUUAUCAAACACAUGAAGUACAGUGGUAUCUCAACCCAUGAGCUUAAUUGGUUCUGUGACAGAGCUCUUGCCUGUUCAAAUUAAUUUAAAUCAAUUUGAAUAGUGCUUUUAGCACCAUUAGUAAAAUGUUAAAAAAAGGACAAACUUCUAGAUAAGAAUUGUUGUAUGAAAAACAGUAAUUUUAUGAAGUAAUGUAAUAAUAAUGUAAAGCAUGUACCUUGGAGAGUGGUGUGGAGCUACUUUUCCAUCAAGAAUCAGCAGUUUUUCCAUAUUUUCAUGGAUACAUGUCUGCCAUUCAGAAAUUAUUUGAACCCCCUUGAACUCUCAAACUGCUUCACCAUGUUGUUGAUGUAUUUCUUUAAUACAUCCACUUUUUCUCAGCACCGUCCUUCCAAUGUUUAGAAAAACAAAGCCAUGUCCAUUUCUAGCUAUAAGUUAAUGUUGGCAAGUAAUACCAGAUGUUUGGGGGCGGCUAUUACGGGGUUCAGUGUGACAUUUGCCGAUGGCGGACAUGUUUGGAACUCAAAUUGUUGCUUGCAACUUAAAACAGCCGAGAGACGGCUCUUAUCUCAAAACACUCCCAAGUUGAGGUACCACUGUAAAGCCACAUGAUAUUUACUGGAUAGAAUUUUGCCAUUAAGCGCAUUAUGGUCACUUAACCCCAAAAAUAUAUUUCAAAUAACAUCACCAAAAAUAAUUUAGGUGCCAGGACUGUGCAUUUUAUUGUAUAUUUAUACAUUUUAUUUCCUGCAUGGGGACACAAAUGGCAAUUGAUUCAGUGGAAUGGCCCUUAUCUGUACAACAGUGUCAAUCACAAUGUGUUUCAUCUCAUCAGUCUUUUGAAUUGUAGCAAGACUUGCAUGUUGUAAAUGUAAAAAUGUCAACUUUAUCUAACAUUCUAAAUCAUCUGAUGGUGUGUAUUUGUAGUUGUCCUCCAUGCAGUAAGACUCUUACAAAGGUAUCAGUCACCCAUAUUAGACAAGUUAGCACUGCAGUUAUUUACAUUGAAGCAUGUUGCUUCAAACUGUGCGACAUGUAAAAGUUAUGUGGCUUACAAGUAGGGUACACAGCAUGAAUCUUAGUGUGCAAACCACAUCAAAUCUUGUGUGUGUAGUCAAGUCGCUUACUGUAGCUUCCAUCUCUGCUUCUGUGUGCUUGUAGCUUUUGAAAGCCAAAACCUUUGACAAGUACUGUCAGACAUGUGUAUACUGUAUGUUAACUAUAUUUUCCUGCAGAACUGAUUGUGAACAAUACGUUAAUGCAAUCACAUAUAAUACGAGGUAAGACCCAAGUAGCACCUUAUUGCUGUGCAAUGUAUCAGUAGAACAACAAUCAUGUUUAGUCAAAAGUAGUGACAGAGCAAAGCUGUACACAAACAAUAGUUACAUCAGACACUUGCUGGCUACUUCAUUGGAUUGUUCAUACGAAUCAAACUUAAUGUUGCCAUCACAAAGUGACCAGCCUGGAUGAGUCAAUUUGCACUGCACAUUUCCUGUUACGUCGGUGAAACUCAUGCUUGAGGUAAAGCUGUGAAUAUUUAUUAAUUUAGUGUACAUAAUAUGGCGCCAAAUCACCUGAACGAGGUUAGAUUGUGAAUUAUGUACAGCUACGAGAAAGCAUUCACUGUAAAUAUUGUGCGUGCAGACUGUACAUAUGAUGGGACACUGUGUCAUGUAUCAAUUUAUGGAUGUAUAUACUGUCUAUACCUGGCUAAUCAUUGACGUGGUUGGUUCAUAUGCCAAAGUUUUACAAAUAAAGGACAACAUUGGAAACACAGUUAUUUACAGUAUGUGUUUUUUCCUGUUUGUGAGAGUUUACAAUAUAUGUAAUAGAAAUGAUGUAGAAACAUGUAAAAAAAACAAUGUUUUGAACUCUCACACAAUCAAGGUCUUUUACUUCCUGCAAAAUAUUCUAACGGUAAAUUGUUCAUUGAAAUAAUAAUAAUAGCUG